Nymphalis io (European peacock) is the source of this 924-nucleotide messenger RNA. RefSeq lists its product as uncharacterized. The record is from RefSeq and is a predicted model, not a curated record. The transcript is spliced from 6 exons. The coding region runs from base 192 to 677 and encodes 161 amino acids. NCBI's taxonomy places the organism in Eukaryota, Metazoa, Arthropoda, Insecta, Lepidoptera, Nymphalidae.
CCUUGUGAAAUCGAAACGUACCUUCUGUAUUAGUAACUGUGAUUAGGUAUUUAUUUCACAUUAAUUGUGCCUGUUUUUUAAUUCAUUUUAUAAAGAAGUUUUGAAGUACUUGUUACAGUGUUAAAUCUUUGCGAUCUAGUGACCAGCAUAUAAAAGCGUCUUGAUAAAUUUUGUUUUAGUGUCGCAGAAUAAUGAGUGAUGCAACAAAACAGGAGGUCAGCAUAGAAUCAGACUCCAGCAGCGAGUCGUCGUCAGAAGAUGAAUCGGCUCCAGUUGAAAGUAUACACAGAUAUUACUAUGAUAAAGUCGUUGCGGAGUCCCUUGCGGAGAAUAUGUAUGUUCUAUCGGUGGAAUCGGACCUCGAUGACGACGAGGAUGAUUCGAGCCAGUCAACCUCUUGUAACUCACCACCACAGCCGUUUGAGUUAGAAGAUUAUUCAGAAGAUGAUUCCGAUAACUCUGAAAACGAAGAUAAUAUACCUGUAAGGGUGCACCGCCGCGGCUUGUUCCCGAAUAGUCCACAAUGGUACGCUUACUUUAGACGAUUCUUGAGUGAACGUCAAAUAGAGGACUUGUGGAAUGUUACCGAUUGGGUAGACAAAUGGUAUUGGGAUGACAGCACCGAAACUGAACCUCCAGAGCGUCCGUUUUUUACGGACUCUUUCGGUCUUUUUUAAAAACACACUUGGCUAAAUCAUAUUAUUCAGUAUUUUCCCUUAAAAAUCAUUAACAAACUCAUAAUUUUCUUUAACGUCAACUGCCUGAUUGACCAGUUGCAAUUUGCGAAUUAUACAAUAAUGUUAUAUAUACCCAUAAAAAGUGUUCAGUUGUAUACUUUUUAAGAGGUUAGGUUAUAUUAUCUAACUGAAUUUAAAAUAUUUGUAAUGAAUUAGAAAUAUUGUGCUUAGGAAAAUUGUCAGAACA